UGAAUGGAAGUGAUGUCCAGUCUAAGCAACACAGCAGCAACCUGUGAAUAAAUAUUAUGGUAACUUUUAAUUGGAAUUUGGUUUUUUUGCGUUGAAGAGAGAAUUUACCUAUUAAUUGUUUUACAACUUUAUUUUUUAAGUUAAAUAUUCUUUUAGAAUUUAUUACUUUGUCUUCAAAGCUUCAGCAAAAUAAUAAAUAAAUAAAUAAAUAAAAGCAAACAAAUGCAUGUUUUUUAAAACCUUUUAAGAAUCCAAAAUCUUUAAAUUUGUGUGUUCUCCACUUUUAUUUUUUUGCUUCAAGUUUUUUGAAUUUUCAUUUUAUUUCUAAAUUUUGUUUUCUUAUUAUUUAUUUUUUUGUUUUACGUGAUACCAAAUGAUUGUACCCCUACACCAUCAAGAAUAUGGUGUACUCUCAAGUCUUAAGGGACAAAUGAGAUGCUGAUAAGUAUAGCUAGUAUGGAGUUGUAUAUUUGACAAAGUAGUUUUCAUCAUUCUCAUGAUCGCUAUUGGGAGAUAACGCUUUUGACUAGGAUUGUGUAUUUGCCUAAUCAGUAUAUUUCUCCAUUAUAUCUCUUAAACGAGUUUCAUAAAAGCAUAUAGUUAGCUUUAGGACAACACAUCGUUAGCUUUAAUGCAAAAAAAUCAGAACAUAUUGCCAUUUUCCUUUCUUUUUUCUCCUCUCUUUUAGUUCUAUUAAUUUUUUUUUUAUAUCUAUCUUUUAGUUUGGGUUUGCAGAAUCUUACAAAGUACAUGUGUUUUAUAGAUGAAGGUAAAUGAUGAGAACUCGUAGUUGAGAUUUGUCGAUGACGGAGGUUUUCAAAAGAAUGCGGAGAAAGGAUGGCGAUGAUUCACCGCUUGAGUGUCGAGAGCGCCGCCGCCGGAGAAUCGAGAUGAGGAGGCUGUCGUCAGUUUCAAUCUCCAGUUCGGUGACGCAGCCUAGUCUGUCUGAGAGCUCAAUUUUGACUGAAGACGUGACCCGGUUACCCACUUCGGAGUCGGAUGAUUUAUUACUGGUUGCGAAGGUGUCUGCGUCGUCUAUCGAGAAGGUGGAGCCAGAGACGGAGAGGGCGGAGGUGAAAUUGGCUGCAGAGGCAGAGCCAGUGUUCGGGAUGAUGUCGAUAGCGGGUAGGUCGCGUGAGAUGGAAGACACCGUUUCUGUGCGAACGAAUCUUUGCCGGCCUGAGAUGAAUCACAGCCGACCCGUGCAUUUCUUCGCCGUUUAUGACGGCCAUGGCGGCGCCCACGUGGCAGCAUCGUGCAAGGAAAGGAUGCACGUGUUUGUGGAAGAAGAGCUUAUGCGCGUGGAAUUCACGGAUGAGAAAGAGCGUGGAGAGAAUGGAAGCUCGGUGGGGGAGGAGAACGAAGGGAAGUGGAGAACAGCUAUGAAAAGGAGCUUUGAGAGAAUGGAUGAGGUGGCAAUGAACACUUGCGCGUGUGGAAGCGUGGGGUAUCGGUGUGGGUGCCACUCGAUGGAGGUGGCGCUUGGGGGGUCCACUGCCGUGGUGGUGCUGUUAACUGAUGAACAUAUCCUGGUUGCUAAUUGCGGUGACUCACGCGCCGUCCUUUGCCGUGCCGGAAAAGCCAUUCCUCUCAGUUUCGAUCAUAAGCCUGAUAGAUCGGAUGAACUUGAAAGGAUUAAAGGCGUUGGAGGCAGAGUCAUUUUCUUAAAUGGAGCACGUGUUGAAGGGAUUCUUGCUAUGUCCCGAGCGAUAGGAGACAAGUACUUGAAGCCAGUUGUAACAUCGGAGCCUGAGAUAACAUUCACUAAGCGAGAACCACAAGAUGAGUGCUUAAUUCUUGCAAGUGAUGGCUUGUGGGAUGUUCUGUCAAGCGACUUGGCUUGCGAGGUGGCACUUGAGUGUCUUAAAGAAAGAAGCAAUGGUGUUGGUGGUGCUGCUGCCUCUGCUACUGCAUUCAAUCACAAUGCUAGGCCUCAGAUAGUAGAUGAAGGGGCUGAAGCAUUGUACCCAUCUCGAAGUGCUAUGGCUGCUGCACUGCUUACUCGCCUUGCUUUGGGACGUAAAAGUUCUGAUAACAUCAGUGUCAUAGUCAUCGACUUAAAGAGGAGUUGACAAGUAGAAUGAGGUAACCUUUCUUCUUCAUAGUGUGUGAACCUCGUACACAUGCCCCUCUUAAGGCAGAAAACAGAAUGUACAGAUUAAUCAAGUUGUUAAAUAACAAGAAUAUACUCCUUUUCUUUGCACCAUCUAUAUAAACUGGACAUGCACAUUGAGGUGCUUUUCCAUAUUACCUAAGUUGGUGAUGACAAUGUGACAUAAGGUGUAUGGAUUUCCAUGUUAGCAAGUGAAUCUUGCAAUGUUGUAUGUCUAAUCCUCAAUCCAUCUAAUUAAAUUUAUAACAAAGC
Molecule: messenger RNA, 2365 nt
Organism: Rubroshorea leprosula
Lineage: Eukaryota; Viridiplantae; Streptophyta; Magnoliopsida; Malvales; Dipterocarpaceae
Source: the annotation of a GenBank genome assembly